This is a messenger RNA of Sphaeroforma arctica JP610, 167 nucleotides long. RefSeq lists its product as hypothetical. Lineage: Eukaryota; Ichthyosporea; Ichthyophonida. The annotation marks the transcript as partial. The record is from RefSeq and is a predicted model, not a curated record. Gene Ontology annotation, cellular component: mitotic spindle; DASH complex. The transcript has a single exon.
AGGGCCUGGAGGAUGUCGCGGCAAAUAUGAUUGUCUUGAACGACAACAUGGAGAGUCUUCUGGUUGUGGGUCAGUCUUUUGAGACCAUUGGUAAGGUGUGGGGGGAGUUCCACCAGGUGGUGACGAAGGAUGAAGACAAGGAGAACAAUUCUUACCGUUCCAAUUAG